AUGUUUUUUAAUAAUAGUGAACAGAACUUUUAAGGGAACACUCCAUUAGGAUAUCAAUUUGGAGGAGCUUACACCUUUGGUACAUCUGAACGAACAGAUUGGGUUAAAAGAGAUGAUAAAGUUUAAUCAAAAACAGAAUAAGCUACAAUGUGCGAGAGAUUCGAGGAGACCCUCAGAAUAACUGAAAAAUUACGACAAAGCUAAUAAAAAUCUACUAGAUCUAAUUUUCCUAGAGAUGACAGAAUCAAACCAAUAAAGUCAACAAAUCCUCCUGUAGGGCAAUAUAAUCUUCAUAAGUAACUCAUAUUAGAUGAAGAAAAUAUCAAGAAUAUCUCAGACAAAACACAAUAAGAAAAAAAAAAGGCUUAAUUUACAAUUCAAACUUCUUUAGGCAAAAUAAAACCAAAUGGAGAAAUUGACACUCAUCCAACAUGGGUGAAUGGAAAAGAGCAACAAUUUAGAGAAGAUCCUAUAGGUCCUGGAUCUUAUAAUCCAAACAUCCCGGGCAAAACUCAAGCUCCAAUAUCAUUUGGAUAUAAGGAAACUUUUAAUUGGACUAAAGAUGGACCUUCACCUGAUAAAUAUUACAAUUCUGAAACCUUCAGUUAAUUCAGAACUACAACAAGUUGGUAAGACACAAAACAUAGAAAGACUGGGUUUGGUUCAGCACCAAAAAAUGUAUGGCCUAAAUCAAUUGAUCUUGGACCUGGAUAAUAUCAACCAAAUGAACUUCCAAAAGGCUUAACCAUAUCAUUCCCAAAAAGUGAAAGACAAUAUUACAAAUCAUCUGAAAUUCCUGGUCCUGGUGCUUAUGCUCCAAAGAAUGUCAAUGUAAAGAAAGCGUUCAGUAUUGGGCAUAAGUACAUUCCUUUUAAAACAUCAGAUUUCUAUGUUCCGGGCCCUGGAACUUAUAAUCAAAAAUUGCCAUCAAAUGGUAAAUAUAUCUCAAUGCCUAAAGAUAAAAGAUAAGAUCUAGUCACUCGAGAAUCAACACUCAAACCAGGCCCUGGUCAAUAUAUAUAAAGCACAGACACCAUUAAGCCUAAAGAAGUACCUAUUGAAAAUUAGCAUGGUUUUGGUGUUGCCAAGAGAUAUGAAUUAGCUUAGGAUGACAACAUUGAACUUCCAGAAAAGACUGAAUUACAAAAACAGGAAGAAAGAGAAAAAAUAGGAUUUUCAACUCUAGGAGGUCCUAAAUACUCAAUGAGAUAAAAAAAUGAAAAGUAAAGCAUCAAUUAGAAUCCUUCUCCUGGCAAAUAUGAACCUGAUUACGAUUUCAAAUAUGGUUAAUAAUCUGAGUACAAACCACCUUAUCAUUAUACUGUUCCAAAGACUGCUACUCCUUAGAUGGGUUUAAGUAACAGAAGUGAUCCAACGAUUUCAAAAUUUAAGGAAAUUGGACCUGGAAGUUACACAGCCCUGCCAUCAUAAUCUGGUCCCAGAAUAAGUAUGCCGAAAGCUGCUAGAUUUCCUAUUAGAGAAGCUGAAGAUGUGGGUCCUGGCUCUUAUAAAAUUGGAACAACAAUUGGUUUAAUACCAAAAUAUCAUUUUGAAAAACAAAGAGAUUAAUUAGAAACUUCAUUAACACAAUUUGAUAAAUUUCAUAAAUGA
This is a messenger RNA of Paramecium tetraurelia, 1611 nucleotides long. RefSeq lists its product as uncharacterized. The transcript has 4 exons. The record is from RefSeq and is a predicted model, not a curated record. NCBI's taxonomy places the organism in Eukaryota, Ciliophora, Oligohymenophorea, Peniculida, Parameciidae.